Molecule: messenger RNA, 3494 nt
Organism: Camelina sativa (false flax)
Lineage: Eukaryota; Viridiplantae; Streptophyta; Magnoliopsida; Brassicales; Brassicaceae
Product: putative disease resistance protein At4g10780
Molecular function (GO): ADP binding
Source: RefSeq, a predicted model, not a curated record
AAUCGUAGUAGUACAGAGCAAAAGGGCUCGAAAAAAAAUUGAAACUUUUUGUAAUUUCAUUUGAUAUUUCUUUUUUUUGGGUGAUGCAGUCUCUUCUCGCUGAUUUCUCUAUCUCUCCCUCUCACUUCAAUUUCUGUCUCCCUCUUAUUGCGUAGUAUGUAUGCUCUUUGCUUUACAGAGAUUACUUGAGUUGCUGCUUCAAAGAUGGGGGGUUGUGUGUCUUUCCAACUAUCUUGCGAUCAAGUGUUGAACCGUGCCGGUAGCUGCUUUUGUGGCAGAGGUAAUUACAUUCGUAACCUCGAGAAGAAUUUGGUGGCUCUUGAGAAAUCCAUGGAAGUACUAAAGGCAAGGCGAGAAGAUGUGUUAAGAAGGGUGCUGAGGGAGGAGGGCAAAGGUCUACAAAGACUUAACGAAGUCCAGGUAUGGCUUACGAGUGUUCAGACCAUCGAGAACCAUUUUGAUGAUUUAAGUAGUUCUAAAACCGUUGAACUUCAAAGGUUGUGUCUUUUUGGUGUUUGUUCAAAAAACUUAACAUCUAGCUUUCAGUACGGGAGAAGGGUAUUUCUGAUGUUGAAAGAGGUUGAGAGUAUCAAAUCUGAUGGAGUCUUUGAAGUUGUGGCUGAUUCAGUAAUGGCAGAUGUGGUGGAGGAAAGACCUCUGCAACCAAUGAUUUUUGGUCGAGAAACAAUGCUAGAAAGGGCAUGGAACCGUCUCAUGGAUGAUGAGACUGGUGUCAUGGGUCUCUACGGGAUGGGAGGAGUAGGGAAAACAACUCUUCUCGCACAGAUCAACAAUAAGUUUUGUGGCGUAAGUGUUAGGGUUGAUAUUGUCAUUUGGAUUGUAGUGUCCAGCGAUCUACGGGUUGAGAAGAUUCAAGAUGAGAUUGCUGAGAAGUUAGGCCUUAGUGGAGGGUGUUGGAACCAAAAAGAGAAAAGACAGAAGGUCACUGAUAUACACACUCAUAUGAAGAAUAAGAAAUUUGUUUUGUUAUUGGAUGACAUUUGGAGAAAAGUGGAUUUAACAGAAAUCGGAGUCCCAUUUCCUACAAGAGAAAAUGGAUGCAAAGUAGUAUUCACCACUCGUUCUAGGGAAGUAUGUGGCCACAUGGGGGUUGAUGAUCCAAUGGAAGUUGAGUGUCUAGCAAAGCAUGACGCGUGGGAUUUGUUCAAGAAAAAGGUUGGACAACUCACCCUUAAAAGCCAUCCAGACAUAACUGAACAAGCAAGAAAAGUUGCCGAAAAAUGUUGUGGCCUACCACUGGCGCUCAAUGUCAUUGGCGAGACCAUGUCAUGCAAGAGGACUAUACAAGAAUGGUAUCAUGCGGUUCAGGUUCUGAAUUCGUAUGCUGCAGAUUUUUCUGGCAUGGAUGACCAAAUCCUACCUAUUCUAAAGUAUAGCUAUGACAGUUUGAAGGGUGACCAGAUUAAGUCAUGCUUUCUGUAUUGCUCUCUUUUUCCUGAAGAUUACUUGAUGAGGAAAGAGAAGUUGAUAGACUACUGGAUAUGUGAAGGAUUCAUAAGUGAAAAAGAAGGUAGAGAGAGAACAUUAAACCAAGGUUAUGAGAUAAUUGGUACCCUUGUCCGUGCAUGUUUGUUGUUGGAGGAAGGAAGGAAUAAAUCAAAGGUGAAAAUGCAUGAUGUAGUUCGUGAGAUGGCUCUAUGGAUAUCAUCUGAUCUUGGGGAAAAUAGAGAAAAGUGUAUCGUGAGAGCAGGUGUUGGGUUAUGCAAGGUACCAGAAGUCGAGAAUUGGAGGGCUGUGGAAAGGAUGUCACUGAUGAAUAAUAAGAUUGAAGAGAUAUCUGGUAGUCCCAAGUGUCCCAAACUUACAACUUUGUUCCUCCAAGAAAACAUACCAUUGACAAGUAUUGCAGGUAAAUUCUUUAUGUGUAUGCCAAAGCUAGUUGUUUUGGAUCUGUCUAAGAACUUGCGUCUUGAUGGAUUGCCGGACGAGAUAUCAGAGUUGGUCUCCUUGAAGUAUCUUGAUUUAUCAAGAACAUUGAUUGUGCGACUACCUGCUUGUCUCCAAAAAUUAAAGAAACUAAUGCAUCUGUAUCUAGAGGGUACAACAAGUCUUCGGAGCAUCGAUGGGAUAUCAAAUUUGUCGCGCUUAAGAACAUUAACGUUACGUUAUUGCAAUAAACUCUUGUUUGACGGAAGGUUGAAGGAGUUGCUUCUCUUGAAACGCUUAGAAGUUCUAACCAUUGAGAUCAAGUCAAGAUCUGUUUUGGAGACACUGUUUUUCUCUGGCAUGUUGUGGAGAUGUAUUCAAAAGGUAGUUAUCAAAGACAUUUGGGACGAAUCUAUUGAUUUAUUGACUUUUCCGACUAAUCUCCGUAGCCCUAGUAGUCCAUACUUCCCAAACCUCUCAUCUGUGUCUAUAGAAAGGUGUUCUGGUCUAAAAGAUUUAACUUGGUUGUUGUUCGCUCCAAACCUUUUACAUUUAGAAGUGAAGAGUUUAGGGAGACUAGAAGAAGUAGUGAGCAAAGAGAAAACUGAUAAGCAGCAGCAGCUACAAGGUAUUGUUCCGUUUGGAAAACUAGAAACUCUAGUGAUGCUUGACUUACCAGUGGUGGAGAGCAUCUACUGGACUCCCCUGCUGUUUCCAUGUCUGAGGGAAAUGUACAUAGAACUAUGUCCCAAACUGGGGAAGCUUCCGCUUGAUUCUAAAAGCGUAGCUGAAGUUGAAGGGUUUGUCAUAAAAUGUGAAGCUACAGAUUGGAUUGAAGGGAUUGAGUGGGAGGAUGAAGCCACAAGACUUCGUUUCUUGCCGACACGCAAAAUGGUCGUAGGUUACUGCUAUUAGUAAGUCGUGAAGGAUGUGAAGUCACGUUUCCUGUAUUUCUCUCAAUUUGUCGAAGAUUUAAUCAUAAAACAAGAUGAAGGUAGAGAAAAAGCAUUCAACCAAAGGUAAUGAUAUGCUCAGUAUUCUUGCGUUGAUCUUUGUUGUUGGAGGGAGCUAAGGAUAAAGAUUUUGUGGGUAUGCAUGAUGUGGUUCAUGAGAUGGCUCUGUGGAUAUCAUCUGAUUUUGGAAAACAUAAAGAGGGAUGUAUUGUGCAUGCCGGGCGUUGGAUUAUAUGAACUACCUAAACUCAAGAACUUGAGAGCUAUGAAAAAGUAUGUCAUUGAACUCUGUUCCUUCAGAAAAACUACAAGUUGGUAUGACAACUGAAACUGGCAAGGACGAGGAGACUUGAGAGCAUUUUCAGGGAUAUCAGUGUAUCACAUUUGUCAAGUUUGAGGACAGUGAGACUAGGAGAUUCAAAAACAACACUUGAUAUGAGCCUAAUAAUGAAAGAGCUACAGCUCGUAGAACAGAGAUACAACUCUCUUUAUUUUAUUUUUUUUUUGUGUGCAAAAAAACAGAUACAACUCAUGAUUUCUUUUUCUCCCUCUGUUUUUGGUUCUGUAGUAAUCUUUGAAAUAUUAUGUUAAAAACAAAGAAACAAAUUAGAUUGUUGGUUUGGUUUUGUUAACGUAAGCAGAUGAUUAUUUUUA